AUGUAUCAGCAUGAUCAUCCUGCGUAUAUCAAAUUACAGCAGAUCGGGAAGGAGAUCACACAAAGAGUAAAGCCACGCGCCGUUGUUGUCUUUUCCGCACAUUGGCAGGCCGGGAAGGAUACUAUCCAAGUAAAUACGGCAGAGACCACGGAUCUGAUCUAUGACUUUUACGGAUUCCCGUCACAUUACUAUCAGGAGACGUAUCCAAAUACUGGAAGCCCUGGCGUUGCCGCAAUGGUCAUCGAAGCCAUACAAGACGCAGGCAUUCACGUCGAAGGGGUGACGAGAGGGCUGGAUCAUGGAGUUUGGGCGAGUUUUAAAUGUGCUUUUGAUCCGAACGAUAACCCUCUGAAUGUUCCUAUUGUUCAGGUGUCUCUGUUCCAGACAGAGGAUCCCGAUCAGCACUUCCGUCUUGGCCAAGCGGUUUCCAAGCUCCGGGAGAACAAUAUCCAGAUAAUUGUAUCUGGAAUGGCGGUGCAUAAUUUGCGAGACAUGCGCUUUACCUUUGGAGACCCACGGCCGUUGCCAUACGCGGUGAGCUUUGACGAAGCACUGACGGACGCCGUUACCAAAGCGCCGGGCGAUAGGCAACAGGCCCUGCGUGAUCUAUUAAAAAGACCAGAUGCAAGACAAGCACAUCCGACUUUUGAUCAUUUACUGCCCAUUCACGUCGGGGCCGGAGCUGCUGGAAGUGACCUCGGCACCAGGCUGUUCUCAUUUCCUGAGGGGAGUAUGAGCUGGUCGCAAUUCCGCUUUGGUAACGUCGUUGUCGAAUGA
Ophidiomyces ophidiicola is the source of this 777-nucleotide messenger RNA. RefSeq lists its product as uncharacterized. Lineage: Eukaryota; Fungi; Ascomycota; Eurotiomycetes; Onygenales; Onygenaceae. The coding region runs from base 1 to 777 and encodes 258 amino acids. Gene Ontology annotation, molecular function: oxidoreductase activity, acting on single donors with incorporation of molecular oxygen; ferrous iron binding; zinc ion binding. The transcript has 3 exons. The record is from RefSeq and is a predicted model, not a curated record.